AUGUUGACGAGAGCGGCCCGCCUACGCGCACGACUACCACCUCCGGGAUCGUCGCUCAGCUCCGCCUCGCCGCCGCCGGACCCCGGACCACCAGUGAUACCGGCGGCUGCAGCUGCGUCGUACUACUUCUCUCCGCCGACGUCGCCACCACCUGUACGUCGGCAGGGGAGACGCCGGCCACCGACGGGCUUGGGAUCGGGGGACCAUCAGGUCCCUAGCAGGGUCCCCGCUACCGGUGGUUGUGUGCAGCGCAUGAGAUGGACUCAGAAAAUGAAUGAGAACGUCAUGCGCGCAUACUACGGGUCCACAGAGGGAGGAACUAACCUCACUGCGUGCCGUGAUAGGAUGCUGUCUCUGUUCCAGGUGCUUGAGCCAGCCGUCAACGUAUCGGCCCAACGACUGUCGGAUCAGGUGCGGGUUAUCCAGCGCAAUCACAGACUGGACGACGCCGCACUUGAUCGGCUGCGCUUAGAGAUGCUGAGCAGCCCUAUGGUCACCACCUCGUCACAGGCCGCGGUGCCACCGCCACCUUCAGGCGGAGUCACGCCGCGGUCCAAUCUCGUUGAACGGGAUGAGGACAAUAGGGUUGUAACGAACACCGGUUCGACUGACAAGGAGGUGUGCGCGAAUGUGGUGAAGGAGUUGCGUAUGAACAUCACUGCUGACCAGCUGCAACGGGAACUUCAGGAUGCGAGCAGAUCUAAACUACCACAUGCGCCGUUGCAGAAAGGGGCUGAACGUCUUCUACAGCACCUGUACGAGAAGGGGAUCAAGUUCGCGCUGGCUACCAAUUCCUCGCGGAGAGCAGUCAGACUCCACAUGGCUGCGAAGCCUCAAAUAUUCAGACUGUUCAAUCACAUGGUGUGUGCGACUGACCCGGAUGUCGAUCGCGGAAAGCCGUUCCCUGAUAUCUACCUGAUGGCUGCUGCCAAGUUCCCAGAUAACCCGAAGCCUAUCAAGUGCCUCGUGUUCGAAGAUUCACUAGUUGGCUUAGAAGCUGGACUGGCAGCAGGAAUGCAGGUUGUGCUGACACCCCCAUCACGCUUGCCACCUCAGGUCGCUCGAAGAGCAACACUGGUACUCAAAUCCCUUCAGGAUUUCAAGCCGGAAUACUUUGGUUUACCGCCUUUUUCUGACGACGACAAAAAACAGCCAAAAUCAUCGCUCACAAACUAGCUUAGAUUAGGUAACUUUCGCGUUAGUGAAUUUAGUAGUAUCUUUAUUUUUGUAGGCUGGCAAUCUUUUUAGUAGAAACUUACUUUUAUGACUGCAUAUUUUUUAAGUUAACAUAGGUAUUUAGCCAAGUUUUAUGUAGACAUAUGUUGCUAAUUUUUGCUACAUUUUAAUGCUUGUCGGUU
Messenger RNA from Helicoverpa zea (corn earworm), 1358 nucleotides. RefSeq lists its product as uncharacterized. Gene Ontology annotation, molecular function: phosphatase activity. Lineage: Eukaryota; Metazoa; Arthropoda; Insecta; Lepidoptera; Noctuidae. The record is from RefSeq and is a predicted model, not a curated record. The transcript has 6 exons. The coding region runs from base 1 to 1176 and encodes 391 amino acids.